Molecule: messenger RNA, 533 nt
Organism: Chrysoperla carnea
Lineage: Eukaryota; Metazoa; Arthropoda; Insecta; Neuroptera; Chrysopidae
Exons: 2
Coding region: 24-533 (169 amino acids)
Source: RefSeq, a predicted model, not a curated record
GAAAUUGAGAAAUUAUACAAUUGAUGAGAAUCGGCCCCCAAUCAUCAAAAAUUAUGGUUACAGAAAAUAGGACAAAUAAUUAUCCAUCAAAAUUAUGUGUGGCAUCACGGACAAGUUUAAAAACUAUAAUUAUGAGAGGUCAUGGGACUGGUUAUGGUUAUCAUUGUGAAGGAUCGAGCGAUGGUGAUACAUCGAAUACAAGUAAUGCUCAUCUUAGAAGACUGCUAAUGGAGAAUCGAUAUCCAGUCCGAUGUGCUAGAAAGAAAGCACGCAAACAAAAAGAUUCACCGAAACAACAAGGCCUCAUAUUCAUUUGGCCACAAAAACAGAAAAUCUAUUUUAAUUAUCAUAAUAUGAAACGUUUUGCAUGUGUUUUAGCGCACACCCUGUAUUGGUUGCAUGUUACUAAUAUUUUACCAAGUGGUCCAGGUUUAUCAAUUAGUGAACCAUCAUGGGAAGUUCCGAUUCCUGUUCGUAUUCCAGCACCAGUUUUAAGGAAUAACAUUAUUGAACCAGACUGGGAUUCUAAAUAA